AUGAUUCAUAAAAGAAUGAAUUCAACUGAGCUGGAAAGAACAAGCAAGAAGAUCGACGAUUAUGAUUCAAGUGAUGAAGAGGAUCUCAGAAAUACGAUAGGUAACAUUCCGAUUUCGUGGUAUGACGACUUCAGCCAUGUUGGUUAUGAUAAAGACGGAAAUCAGAUCGAAUCAGCUAAAAAAAAUGAUGAUAUGGAAGAAUUUCUGGAUCGAAUGGAUGACUCCAAUUACUGGAGAAGAGUUUACGACCGGCAAAGUGGUGGUUUUGUUACUUUAAAUGAUGAAGAAGUAAAGAAGUUAAAUGCACUGGAUGCUUCAAAAUAUCCAUUGGUUGGUUAUAAUCCAUACCAACCAUUCUUGGACAUCUUCUCAUCACAAACAGAAAUUCAUCCAAUAUCCAAUCGUCCAGAUUCCAAACGUUCAUUUAUUCCUUCAUUGGAUGAAAAGCGUCUUGUUGGAAAGAUGGUGCAUGCCAUCAAAAUGGGUUGGGUGCGACCAUCUCGACCAAAGCAGAUUGAAAAAAGAGUUUAUGACUUAUGGGCUGAUAAUCCCUGCAGCGAAAAAACGAAAACUGAAUUAGCCAGGAUACGAAUGCAUUUUCCUGCACCAAAAGUUCCUUUACCUGGACAUGCUGAAAGUUACAAUCCACCAGCAGAAUAUUUAUGUGAUGAGGAAGAGCUAAAGAAAUGGGAGGAAACUGAUCCAGAAGAUCGACGAUUGGACUUCAUCCCCAAAAAAUAUGAUUGUUUGAGAAAAGUCCCGGCAUAUGAUCGCUUUUAUAACGAUCGUUAUCAACGCUGUCUUGAUUUAUAUUUGGCACCACGACAACGAAAAAUGAAGUUGAAUAUUGAUCACACGGAGUUGCUUCCUGAACUUCCUAACCUGACAGAUAUGCGUCCUUUUCCGACGACACAGAGCUUCCUUAUGCUUGGUCAUUCCGGGCAAGUGAGAAGUUUGUCAUUUGAACCUGAAUCUACAGAAAUCUUCGCGUCAGGUGGUGAGGAUGGAACUCUUCGACUGUGGUCCAUAUGUGAUGGGAGAUGCCUUAAAACGACAAGUUUGGAUGGUUCGAUAACAAGUGUGGCUUAUUGCCCUCUUGCUAAGUGGACACUUUUGGCUGUUACAAUGGAAUCGAAUAAAAUGAUUCUGACAAAUUCGUACUGUGGAGAUCGCCAUCGUAUUACAACUACUACAGAAUAUUUAUCAAAACUUCGGUGUGAAUCUUCAGAAAGUGAUGUUUUAAAAUGGAAGUAUGAAGGAAAGGGCACAUUGUCAGUUGAUCUUGGAUAUAUUGCACGUCAAGUAGUAUGGCAUCACAAAGGUGAUUACUUUGCGACGUUUGCCAAUUCAAAGUCACCGAAACUUAUAUAUAUACAUCAGCUUUCGAAAUGUAAAUCUCAGAGACCUUUUUCUCGUUUAAAAGGCCUUAUGACGGUUUUAUCAUUUCAUCCAUCUGAACCGUUUCUGUUUGUUGGGACGCAAAGAUAUAUACGAAUUUAUGAUCUGGCAAAGUGUCAGUUGAAAAAGAAAAUCAUAACCGGUUCGCAAUGGAUGAGCUGCAUGCACGUUGAUUUUCGAGGAGAUAAUGUGUUUGUUGGUGGUCAUGAUAGAGUUUUUUCAUGGAUCGACCUACAACUUUCUAGUAAACCAUGGAAAAGCGUCAAACAUCAUACGGCUGCUAUUCGAGGAGUCACACAGCAUGCAAGAUGUCCAUUAAUAGCAACUGUAUCGGAUGAUUCAACUGCAAUUGUGUAUUAUGCUCGAAUCAGCAGUGAUUCACUUAAAGAGAAUGAAUUCGUACCAGUAAGAAGGUUGCGCACCCAAACAGCUCAGAAAAAUGGUCUUUCAAUUCUAGCUGCAAUAUUUCAUCCUUCGCAACCGUGGUUGAUAACUGCACAUGUUGAUGGCUCGAUUGCUUUAUUCACUUAA
This is a messenger RNA of Brugia malayi, 1929 nucleotides long. Its product is annotated as bop1-prov protein, putative. Gene Ontology annotation, molecular function: ribonucleoprotein complex binding; protein binding. Gene Ontology annotation, biological process: ribosome biogenesis; maturation of LSU-rRNA from tricistronic rRNA transcript (SSU-rRNA, 5.8S rRNA, LSU-rRNA). Gene Ontology annotation, cellular component: PeBoW complex; preribosome, large subunit precursor. The transcript is spliced from 12 exons. The coding region runs from base 1 to 1929 and encodes 642 amino acids. Lineage: Eukaryota; Metazoa; Nematoda; Chromadorea; Rhabditida; Onchocercidae. The record is from RefSeq and is a predicted model, not a curated record.